Molecule: messenger RNA, 1785 nt
Organism: Exophiala spinifera
Lineage: Eukaryota; Fungi; Ascomycota; Eurotiomycetes; Chaetothyriales; Herpotrichiellaceae
Exons: 4
Coding region: 1-1785 (594 amino acids)
Source: RefSeq, a predicted model, not a curated record
AUGCUGGCUCCUUUAUCCACACCGGUACACUCGUACUUGGGAGUAUUACUUGCGCUUUGGUGUGCCCUGCCCACCGCGAGUUCAGCCCAACUAAGCUCGAGAGGAACGUCCCUGCAACUUAACGACAUUGACUACUUGGUCUCUCCGUACCCGAGUGGCAAUAUCUCGGUGGAUGUUGAGAGCCUGACAGAGUAUCGAUCAGCACAUGGCCUGUAUCCUGUCGCAGUCCUUGACAAUGGCGUCGGCAUCACCGAUAUCUGGAGCACAAUUGCUGGUUGGACAAGCAAGGACGACGUCUUCCAGGAGGCAUUUGCCGAGAUCGUUGUGUCGUCAGAGGUCUCGACGCCGCAGACAUUACCGGGAAAUGGAACAUCGGUUCUCGCCCUCCCUCUGGGGGCCCCUUCUACCAUACCUCCUGGGCCUUAUUUCUUGGAUGGAUCCGAUGGAACCUUGUAUCCGGUGUAUCGUCUGUACGAUGACUUCGCGGGGGCAUUCACCGAAGCACUGCUUCAAACGCCCGAAGGCACCUUCCAGACGCUGUCCGCUCAGACAUCGACGUCGGCAACUCUGACCAUUGGAGUACCCUCUCGACUCUACUACACCCCAUCAGAGGAGAAACCCCUCGCAGGAGUCCGCAUUGCUGUCAAAGACCUGGCAGACCUUGCAGGGGUCAAGAAGUCGUGCGGAAACCGAGCGUGGUAUAAUCUGUAUCCACCGGCGAAUGAGACGGGAACUGCAAUCCAGCGUCUGAUAGAUGCCGGCGCCGUCAUCGUGGGCCAUCAGAAGCUUUCUCAAUUCGCCAACGGCGAAACAGCAACGGCGGAUUGGGUGGACUAUCACUCGCCCUUCAACCCACGCGGUGAUGGGUACCAGGAUCCUUCUUCAUCUUCCUCUGGCGCGGGUGCUUCCAUCGGCUCCUAUUCGUGGCUGGACAUCGCUGUCGGCAGCGACACUGGUGGCUCUAUCCGGGGCCCUGCUGGGAAACAAGGAAUCUUCGGCAACCGACCAAGUCACAACCUCGUGAGCCUUGACCACACGUCAUGCCUCUCGGCUUUCUGGUGCGAGAUCCUUCUCUCAAAGAAUACCGAAAUGCACUAUCCGACCCAGAUUCUGACAUAUAACUUCCCCGUCGACCAGAGUGCGCCUCUGUACAAUGCCUUUGCCAACUCAUUGGCGUCGUUCGUCUCUGGCAAUGUGACAAGCCUGAAUAUCACGCAACUCUGGGCCUCGACUGGCCUGCCUCAAGUGAAAAAUACAUCAUUGCCCCUGUAUCUCAACACCACGUAUGUGACAUUGAUCUCGAAGCAACAGGCAGCCUUGGUGCGAGACCCAUUUUUCGCAGACUAUGCCAGUGUUCAUGAUGGUCGAAAGCCGUUUGUUGAUCCUCCGGCGACCACACGCUGGGCAUGGGGAGAUUCGCUCCCAGCUGGGGCUUUGGAGGACGCCCUGGAUAGAAAGACCAAUUUCAUGAAUUGGUUCAACACCGAGGUUCUGCCCCCUGUUGACGACCCGACGCAAUGUUCUUCAGGGUUGUUUUUAUACGGCGGCAGCGCUGGCGUUCCAUCAUACAGCAACAUCACGCAGCACGUAGAGUACCUGCCUGUUGCCGUUGAUAUCCUGGCCGCAAAAGGCUGCGAUGGAAUGCUUGUGAGACUUGCACAAGAUCUGGUCAAAGCUGGCAUUCUCGAGAUUUCGCUGGUGGGGCAGACCAUCCAUGGUGGUGAUGUUCUCUUCAAGCGACAUGCCGAGGCAGCUGGGAUGGAACGGUUGAGGUAUGUUGGCUGA